AUGAGCUCGCAGGAACCUCUUCUGGACGGCCUCACGCCCGAGGACGGCAUUGAAUUCUCCAAGAAGCACCAGUUGCCGCAGCUCCUUGCACACAACCCAUUGUCUAAUCCAAAAGGAAUGCAUUAUAAUUGUGAAAUUUGCUCACGCGAAUCACAUCUUCAGUGUUCAUUGUGCAAGAGGACAUUCUACUGCUGUGCCGAAGAUCAAGAAAUGGACUGGAAAUCUGUACAUUCCAAAAUUUGCCCAUACAUUGCUGCUCUUCGUGCUCCUCCGCCAGUCUUGUCCACACAAGAGCAGAGAUCUCAACGUGCAGAGACAGUUAUUCGCACAAAGAAACACGUUCUUGAGAUUUGCAAGCAAGAAGCUUAUAGACAUCUUAUAGAAAACGAUCCACAGCUAGCUCAUCCCGCCUGCAUUCAAGCCUUACGUUAUGCAUCAGAAGUAUACGGCAAAAACGCCAUCGAACUCGUUCCUCCAUAUCUUUUACUUACAGAAGCAAAUAUUGCAGCCAAGUAUUUCGAUAAAGCAGAAGAAAACCUCUGCCAAGCUAAAUGGAUCUUAAUUCAAUAUCCUAAAGCGGAUCCAUCUCUCAAAUCUCAACUUUCAAGAAACUUCGGUAAAUUAUACACUUCGAAACUGCAAUACGAUAAAGCAUUGAAGCACUUUGCAUCAGAUGUCUACUUUACAGCCCUCCAGAAGGGUCCAGAUCAUAUAGAAACCUCUGUAGGCUUCUAUUUCAUGGGAAACGUAUUUAUCGACAAACAUGACAAUAAGAGCGCGGUAGCCAUUUUCGAUAAAGUAUUAACAAUCUGGACGCCCUUCCUCCAGCAAUGCAUCGCUCCUGUUUUUAAUGGCGGCCAAAUUACUACUCCACCUGAUUUUACGGAGACAAACUCAAAACUCGCUAGCCAGAUUAUGAAAAAGAUACGUAGUGCCCUUAUCGAGAUCCUUGGCCCAACACAAAUAGCUGUGGCUCAGGCAAUUUUCGCUCAUGGAUUACUUAAAUGCGUUCUCGGAGAAUGGAAGGACGCUUUCAGACUUCUCGCUCAGGCUUCUCAAAUGUUCGAAGUUACGGCUGGUUCUGAGCAUACUUUGACUCGUGAAUCGCAUCGCUACCUCCAGUUAGCUCAGAAGAAGAAGAAAGAGGAGACAAUGGCGGAAGAUGAUGACGAUGAAACACAUUUUGAAUAA
Trichomonas vaginalis G3 is the source of this 1191-nucleotide messenger RNA. RefSeq names its product zinc finger MYND domain-containing protein 12 family. The coding region runs from base 1 to 1191 and encodes 396 amino acids. The record is from RefSeq and is a predicted model, not a curated record. NCBI's taxonomy places the organism in Eukaryota, Parabasalia, Trichomonadida, Trichomonadidae. The transcript has a single exon. Gene Ontology annotation, molecular function: protein binding.